AUACAAUCCACCUUAAAACAACCCAAUAUUAAAUUAGUAAAAGGAUACUUUAAAAUUUCAAUAAAGAGUAUGUACAAAGACACUUAAAAAGUGAAGGUGACCAUGUUAGGAUGCCAAUUAACAUAAGUCAAGAAAAAUGACGACAAUGAGAACACAUCCAUUCUUCUACAUCUAAUCUCUCCAAAAAACACAACCACCCACCACCUUCCCCCCCUCCCUCCCUUUCAGUUUCUAUCAUCCCCACAGACAUUUUUCAUCCUUUUCUUCUUCUCCCUCUUUCUGUAUGGCUGCUUCUUCUACCUUCUUUCCUGACCCAAAUAUACUCCUCUCCCCUUUUUAUUAUGCUAAUAAUUCUAUUAAUUCUCAAACUAAUCAAUCUUCAAAUCCAUUUUCCAACUACUCCACUUCUCUUUUUCAUCUAAUGUCGUCGUCUAAUCCUCAUACUUCAACAAUGGAUGAGAAUGUUACUCACAAAAUGGUUCGGAAAAGGACAGCUUCUGAAAUGGAACGCCCUUCUCCGGGUUCUAAUGAAUUAAUUGAUCAACAACAGAUUAGUUCGGUUAAUGAUUCGGGUGUGUUUAAUGCUGGAAAUGAUCAACAACAACAACAACCUCUUGUUUGUGGGUUUUCUGGGUUGCCUUUGUUUCCUCCUGUUGUAGAGAGAAAUGUUGUCAUGGGUUCAAAUAGUACUAGAACUAGUAUGGGGAUUAUGAGUAAUGUUCCGGGUUCGGGAUCGGGUUUGGGGUCGGCGGUGGCUACAACUCCGGCUUCCACGGAGGAUCCAGGAUGGGUAGAUGGUAUUAUUAAGGAUUUGAUUCAGAGUUCAAAUUCUGUGUCGAUUCCUCAUUUGAUACAAAAUGUUAGAGAGAUUAUUUAUCCUUGUAACCCUAAUCUUGGUGCUGUUAUUGAGUUUAGGCUCCGUUCAUUGGCGGAUCCUCCGCCAGUACCACAACCAACAAUUUCUCAAACCCAGUAUCAUAAACAGCAGAAUCAACAACCUGUGUUUUCUCGGAUUCAUACCAGUAAUUCAAGUCAAACUAGUUUGAAUAAUAAACCUUAUUUUAAUUUGAGUGAAAUGGAGUGUUUCCCACAACCUUCUUCUAUUGAAUGUAGUGCAAAUAUGAACUGGGGAGGUGUAACUGUAAACACAGCAAACCAAAUCUCAAAUCCAACCCAAAUCAAUGACGGUUGUGUUGGUGGAAGUAUAAACGCAACUCAAAUCCCAAACCCAACCCAUAACAUUCUGCAACCCGAGACAUGUCGUGUUGUGGAAGGGACUUCUGAUCAUAAUACCGAGUCGCGGGAGACCCGGGAUUCUGAUCAGGCUGUUGGGUCUGGAGUAAGGACGGAGGAAUCUCCAUCUGAUACUCCAACCCCACCAGCCCCCCAACCUCCUCCGCCACCGCAGGAAAUUACUGCUGUGGCAAAGGCUCGGGAGAGGGAGGAGCUUCGACAACGUAAGAGGGAUGAAGAGGGACUUCACCUUCUCACCCUUUUACUACAAUGUGCCGAAGCUGUUUCUGCGGAGAAAUUCCAAGAAGCUGACAGAAUGCUCGUCGAAAUCUCCGAAUGGGCCACACCAUUCGGAACCUCCGCCCAGCGUGUGGCUGCAUAUUUCUCUGAGGCGAUGUCAGCUCGUUUAGUGAGCUCUCGCCUCGGCAUUCAUACCUCAUUACCUUCAAUCCCACAUCACCAAAAACUACUUUCUGCUUUCCAAGUUUUCAAUGGAAUAAGCCCAUUUGUAAAAUUCUCACAUUUUACAGCUAACCAAGCAAUUCAAGAGGCUUUUCAAAGAGAGGAAAGAGUUCAUAUUAUUGAUCUUGAUAUCAUGCAGGGCUUACAAUGGCCUGGGCUUUUUCAUAUUUUAGCAUCUAGGCCUGGUGGGCCCCCAUUUGUUAGGCUUACUGGGCUUGGGACGUCGAUGGAAGCCCUUGAAGCAACCGGAAAACGGUUGUCGGACUUUGCGGAGAAGUUGGGUUUGCCGUUUGAGUUCAUUCCGGUGGCGGAGAAGAUAGGGAAUUUGGAUUUGGAAAAAUUGCAUGUGAGUAAAAGAGAAGCUGUUGCUGUUCAUUGGUUGCAGCAUUCUUUGUAUGAUGUUACUGGGUCUGAUACCAACACUCUUUGGCUCUUGCAAAGAUUGGCUCCAAAAGUUGUAACAGUAGUAGAGCAAGACCUGAGCCGAACAGGCACCUUCCUCGGAAGAUUUGUGGAGGCAAUCCACUACUACUCGGCCCUUUUUGAUUCCUUGGGAGCAAGCUACGGUGAAGAUAGUGAGGAGAGACAUGUAGUCGAGCAACAACUUUUCUCAAGGGAAAUCAGAAACGUUUUAGCGAUAGGAGGUCCCUCACGGAGUGGAGAUCCCAAGUUCCCAAGCUGGAGAGAAAAAUUACAGCAGUCUGGGUUCAGAGGGAUCUCCUUAGCCGGUAAUGCAGCAGCUCAAGCUACAUUGCUUUUAGGCAUGUUCCCUUCCGAUGGGUACACUCUGGUGGAAGAUAAUGGUACCCUUAAGCUUGGAUGGAAAGACCUUUGCUUGCUUACUGCAUCGGCUUGGAGGCCUUCUCAUGCUCAUACUAUGAGCACAGUCUGUACAAGGAGCCAGUAGAUCGCGGCACCUUGUAAUACGCAGCUAAAACCAUGAUAUGCACGCGAUGGAUUUCUGAUUAUGAUGCACCUUCAUGAAUCCGCGACUUCAAUAGGAUGCUAUGGAGCCAUAGGAGGAUCUUUCUUGUAUCAUACCAGUGUGGAUUUAGGAUUCAGGAAGAAGAAAGCACACUUCCCUUUAAUUUGAGGGCUGUAAUUUUCUGGGAUAUUGCCAUUUUGGUCAUUGUUCUAGUUAGCUUUUCUUUGGCAAAAGGGACUAUAGAGUUUAUAUGUUUUCCUACUGACAGCAAAUGUAUUCAUGUAUCAUGCUCUUUUACUUUCAAGUUCCUAUAUAAAUAGUUUUCCAUUUC
Molecule: messenger RNA, 2951 nt
Organism: Amaranthus tricolor (Joseph's coat)
Lineage: Eukaryota; Viridiplantae; Streptophyta; Magnoliopsida; Caryophyllales; Amaranthaceae
Product: protein SCARECROW-like
Exons: 2
Coding region: 284-2602 (772 amino acids)
Biological process (GO): regulation of DNA-templated transcription; leaf development; asymmetric cell division
Cellular component (GO): nucleus
Molecular function (GO): DNA-binding transcription factor activity; sequence-specific DNA binding
Source: RefSeq, a predicted model, not a curated record